Blastomyces gilchristii SLH14081 is the source of this 425-nucleotide messenger RNA. RefSeq lists its product as uncharacterized. Bases 105 to 425 code for a protein of 106 amino acids. The record is from RefSeq and is a predicted model, not a curated record. NCBI's taxonomy places the organism in Eukaryota, Fungi, Ascomycota, Eurotiomycetes, Onygenales, Ajellomycetaceae. The transcript has a single exon.
UUGAGUAUAUCUGCCUUGGAUAUGCUAAUAUCCCCAACUUCAUAUUCUUCAACAAGCUCCUCAACGGCCUCACCAAGAAGUGGUCAACCUUUAUCAGAGAUCGCAUGGACUAUGCAGCAAAGAAUGAUAAUGUCACAUCACUAGAAGAUGGUUUCCUUGAUCUCUGCAGAGAUAUACUACUCCGCCUGCCGUUGGAUGACAAAAAUGCCAGAGAUGACACAAAGAAUGCCAAAGACACCAUCAAGAAGGAUAAGGAUAAUAAGAAGAACAACAAGAAGUGCACCCACUGCAAGCAGGAUGGCCAUGAAGAGCCUUACUGCUGGUUCACACACCCUGAAAAGCGUCCUGUUGAUUGGAAGGAUAGAACAAAGAAUAAUAAUGAAAGCUCAGCGCCUACAUACACCACUGUUGAGCAUGUCUACUAA